Molecule: messenger RNA, 1005 nt
Organism: Lachancea sp. 'fantastica'
Lineage: Eukaryota; Fungi; Ascomycota; Saccharomycetes; Saccharomycetales; Saccharomycetaceae
Source: the annotation of a GenBank genome assembly
AUGUCUAGUGGAUACGUCAAGGCCAAACAUCAAGCAGCCGGUCACGAUGGGAACUUUACGGACGAGCAGCAGACGCUUUUCUUCAAACCGACCAAUUCUGUCGAGGUUGAAUUCUAUCAAAGUUUAAGCCAAAAAAGUUCGAGGGCAGAAGACAAUGAUGAUAUGGACCUGAACUCUUGGACACCCACUUUUCUUGGAACUUUGCAACUGGGAGUCUCUGAGAACGUUACUGCGAAUGCUAGCAUACAAAACACUGAUUUUGAACUGCCCAAAAUUGAUGCAACAAUAAGCAAUGAAUCACCCAUACCGAUGAAUCACAACAAACCCAUAAUCGUCCUAGAAAAUUUACUGCAAAGAUUCAAAUCGCCUAAUAUUAUGGACGUGAAACUAGGUAAAGUGCUAUAUGAUGAUUCCAGCUCGGAAGAUAAAAAAUUGAGGCUACAGAAAGUAAGCACUGACACUACAUCUGGUACACUGGGUUUCCGUAUUUGUGGUCUGAAAAUCCAGCAAAACAAGCGAUCGAUUGAGCUAGACACCGAUUAUUGUGAAUUAGACAAUGAAGGCUACGUUGGUGUCAACAAAUUUUAUGGAAGAUCAUUAACUGCAGACAAUGUCAAAGAAGCGUUCGAAUUAUACUUCGCACACGAUGCUCUAAACCAGCCGCGAAAAGACACACUUUGGGACGUUUUCCACAAACGACUGAUGCUACUUUACAACACACUGCUUGAUGAGGACGUACGACUUAUCUCUUCAAGUUUACUUUUCAUCUACGAAGGCGAUCCAUCAAGUUGGGACGAACUUGACGACCACCACGAGCUGUUGACUAAUGAUUACGAGCCUGAAAUGAGUGAUAGCGAGGAUGAGGGAAAAAACGGCAAUGUUUUAAGUUCUCUCUCGCUCAUUGAUUUUGCACAUUCCAAACAUGUUCCAGGGCAGGGAUACGACGAGAACGUUAUAAUGGGAGUAGAGUCCCUGCUAGGUAUAUUUUCGGCCACAUCGUCGUAG